AUGCCCUUGGCUUCCUGGCCUGCUGGCCCUGCUGGGUGCUGGGAUGGUGCAGCAGCGCAGCAGCGCAGCAGCGCAACUGUCAACGUCAGUGCCAACCGCUACGCACACCCCCCGGGGUGGUGGCCACGGGCCAGUGACUGGCGGUCGUUAAUUGUUGCAGCAGCAGCAGCAACAGCAACCGAGCCAGAAACGGGGGCGUGCGCAGUGGAUAUGGGUGUGGAUGUGGAUGAAGAUGUGGAUGUGGAUGUGGAUGACCAUGAUUAUUGA
This is a messenger RNA of Venustampulla echinocandica, 267 nucleotides long. RefSeq lists its product as uncharacterized. The record is from RefSeq and is a predicted model, not a curated record. The transcript has a single exon. Bases 1 to 267 code for a protein of 88 amino acids. Lineage: Eukaryota; Fungi; Ascomycota; Leotiomycetes; Helotiales; Pleuroascaceae.